AUGGCUUCUACCGAAACUCAAACUGCCCUUCAAUCGGCGUCGCCAGAUGGUACAGGUGUUAUCCAGCUUGAUCCUUGGCUUGAGCCCUUCCGCGAUGCUCUGAAGCAGAGAUUCCAGUACGUAGAGAGCUGGGUCAAGACGAUUAAUGAAACUGAGGGCGGGUUGGACAAGUUUAGCAGGGGCUACGAGAGAUACGGUCUCAAUGUCAACGCCAAUGGCGACAUCACUUACAGAGAAUGGGCGCCUAAUGCUGUUGAAGCUGAGCUAGUUGGGGACUUCAACAAUUGGGAUGUCACGGCCCACCCGAUGACGAAGAACAGCUUCGGUGUCUGGGAAAUUACAUUGCCUGCGAAAGAUGGGGUCCCGGUGAUCCCUCAUGACAGCAAGAUCAAGAUAACCAUGGUCACUCCCGAAGGAGAACGAAUCUACCGAAUCCCUGCAUGGAUCAAGCGUGUCGUGCAAGAUCUUACUGUGUCUCCGACAUAUGAGUCGGUCUUCUGGAACCCUCCAGCUACUGAGCGCUAUCAAUUCAAGCAUUCUCGCCCAAAGAGGCCCGAAAGCCUUCGUAUCUAUGAAGCCCACGUGGGUAUUUCUUCGCCAGAAACGAGGGUCGCAACUUACAAAGAGUUCACUGCCAAUAUGCUACCUCGUAUCAAGUAUCUGGGGUACAAUGCGAUUCAACUCAUGGCCAUUAUGGAACAUGCCUACUACGCCAGCUUCGGGUACCAGGUCAAUAGCUUCUUCGCGGCUAGCAGUCGCUAUGGUACGCCGGAAGACCUGAAAGAGCUAGUAGAUACAGCACAUAGUAUGGGCUUGGUGGUGCUUCUUGACGUCGUCCACAGCCAUGCGUCCAAGAAUGUUCUGGACGGGCUGAACAUGUUUGAUGGCUCUGACCAUCUCUACUUCCACUCCGGUGGGAAGGGUCAGCAUGACCUCUGGGACAGUCGUCUGUUCAACUACGGCAGCCAUGAGGUUCUGAGGUUCCUCCUGAGCAAUCUCCGCUUCUGGAUGGAAGAAUAUAAGUUUGACGGCUUCCGUUUUGAUGGUGUUACAAGUAUGCUUUAUGUCCACCACGGCAUAGGAACAGGAUUCUCUGGCGGAUAUCACGAAUACUUUGGCGGUUCAGUAGAUGGCGAAGGUGUGAUGUACCUGACCUUGGCCAACGAAAUGCUCCACAGUCUAUACCCCGAGUGCAUAACUGUGGCAGAGGAUGUAUCUGGAAUGCCUGCACUGUGCUUGCCGCACGCCCUUGGGGGUGUUGGAUUUGACUACCGACUUGCCAUGGCAAUUCCAGACAUGUACAUCAAGCUCCUGAAAGAGAAGUCGGACAGUGAAUGGGACAUUGGCAACCUCUCCUUCACGUUGACCAACCGACGUCACGGGGAGAAGACGAUUGCCUACGCGGAGAGCCAUGAUCAGGCGCUUGUUGGCGACAAAUCCAUCAUGAUGUGGCUCUGCGACAAGGAGAUGUACACCCACAUGUCCGUGUUGACAGAGUUUACGCCUAUCAUUGAAAGAGGCAUGGCUCUUCACAAGAUGCUCCGCCUGGUUACCCAUGCUCUCGGUGGUGAGGGUUAUCUCAACUUUGAAGGUAACGAAUUCGGUCAUCCCGAAUGGCUCGAUUUCCCUCGUGCCGGCAAUAACAAUUCGUUCUGGUACGCACGUCGCCAACUAAACCUAACGGAAGACCAUCUGCUCCGCUAUAAGUUUCUGAAUGACUUCGACCGCGCCAUGCAGCUAACCGAAGAGAAAUACGGCUGGCUCCAUUCCCCACAAGCAUACAUCAGCCUGAAGCACGAGGGUGACAAGGUCCUUGUCUUUGAACGUGCGGGCCUCCUCUGGAUCUUUAACUUCCAUCCUACAAACAGCUUCACAGACUACAGAGUGGGCGUUGAGCAAGCCGGAACCUACAGAAUCGUGCUUGACACCGAUGACAAGGAGUUCGGUGGCUUCGGCCGCAAUCUCAAGGAAACGCGCUUCUUCACGACAGAUCUGCCUUGGAAUGACCGCAGCAAUUAUCUGCAGGUCUAUAUCCCAACGCGAACAGCACUGGUUCUUGCCUUGGAAGAGACCCUAUAG
This is a messenger RNA of Aspergillus luchuensis, 2079 nucleotides long. It is a transcript of the gene GLC3, whose product is annotated as 1,4-alpha-glucan branching enzyme GLC3. Gene Ontology annotation, biological process: glycogen biosynthetic process. Lineage: Eukaryota; Fungi; Ascomycota; Eurotiomycetes; Eurotiales; Aspergillaceae. Gene Ontology annotation, cellular component: cytoplasm. The record is from RefSeq and is a predicted model, not a curated record. Gene Ontology annotation, molecular function: 1,4-alpha-glucan branching enzyme activity; hydrolase activity, hydrolyzing O-glycosyl compounds; cation binding. The transcript is spliced from 8 exons. Bases 1 to 2079 code for a protein of 692 amino acids.